Carlito syrichta (Philippine tarsier) is the source of this 1236-nucleotide messenger RNA. It is a transcript of the gene PDC, whose product is annotated as phosducin. The record is from RefSeq and is a predicted model, not a curated record. Gene Ontology annotation, biological process: regulation of G protein-coupled receptor signaling pathway. The transcript is spliced from 4 exons. Lineage: Eukaryota; Metazoa; Chordata; Mammalia; Primates; Tarsiidae. The coding region runs from base 82 to 822 and encodes 246 amino acids.
GGAUUCUCUCCCACUGAACAUACUCAAGGACAUCAGCACAGAGAUCUAAACUAUUACUGUGUAUCAAAUCCAGUCCCUAAAAUGGAAGAAGACAAAAGUCAAAGUUUAGAGGAAGAUUUUGAUGGAGAGGCUACACAUACAGGACCCAAAGGAGUAAUAAAUGAUUGGAGAAAGUUUAAGUUAGAGAGUGAAGAUGAUGAUUCAGUUCCACCUAUCAAGAAGGAGAUUCUCAGACAAAUGUCUUCUCCCCAGAAUAAAGAUGACAAAGAUACAAAAGACAGAGUCAGCAGAAAGAUGAGCAUUCAAGAAUAUGAAUUAAUCCAUCAGGACAAAGAGGAUGAAAACUGCCUUCGUAAAUAUCGUAGACAGUGUAUGCAGGAUAUGCACCAGAAGUUGAGUUUUGGGCCUAGGUAUGGGUUUGUGUAUGAGCUGGAAAAUGGGGAGCAGUUCCUGGAAACAAUUGAAAAGGAGCAAAAGAUCACUACCAUCGUGGUUCACAUUUAUGAAGAUGGUAUUAAGGGCUGUGAUACUCUAAACAAUAGUUUAGCAUGCCUUGCUGCAGAAUACCCCAUAGUCAAAUUUUGCAAAAUAAAAGCUUCUAAUACAGGCGCUGGAGACCGCUUUUCCUCAGAUGUACUCCCUACGCUGCUCGUCUACAAAGGUGGGGAACUCAUAAGCAAUUUUAUCAGUGUUGCUGAACAGUUUGCUGAAGAAUUUUUUGCUGGGGAUGUGGAGUCUUUCCUAAAUGAAUAUGGGUUACUGCCUGAAAGAGAGGUACAUGCCCUAGAGCAGACCAACAUGGAAGAAGAAGAUAUUGAAUAAAAGAUUCACUAUGUCAAUAUCUCGUGUUUGUCCUUUAUGCAUUGAACAUUGAUUUUGGUAGUAUCCAUAUUCCUUUAGAGAAGACCAAGUAUGGCCAUGGCUAUUCAAUUUUGACAGGAAAGAUUGACACUACAACUAUGUUAUUAGCAUUUCUUAGUUUUAGUUGUUCAAACCGUUAAAAUGCUUUACUACAAAAAAAAAGUUGUCUUCAGCAACAUUGUUGAUAGACAAAGAGGAUAUGGAUAACAUUGUGACAUUUUUCAAAAAUUCCUUUCAAGUUAUAUGUUGGCUUUUUUAUUCCUUUUUUCCUCCUUGGUGUUAUUAUCUGGGCUUUUCAAAUCAUAUUAUUAAGUAUAAUUUUACUUCUGUAAUAAAAAUAAAAUCUCAUGAGGAAAUAAAUGUUCUAUUUGAAGU